UCUUACUUUCUAAUACCUCGUCACUCUUGCAGCAUAACCACUCGUUGAGCUGUCCAACCCAGAAAUAAGCAACCCCGCCGCCCUACAUUUACUCCCACAUUGCGCUUCCCCAGCGCCCACAUCCUCAAAUACACACAUAAAGAUUUACAGAUAGACAUUUGCUGCUACACAAUGGAUACCACAUCUAGCGUUGGUGGUCGCACUAUGGCUAUGACGAAUAAUGGUCGCGCUCGUGAAUACUCCGGCGGAGUACAGCUCAAUGGCGUCGAAAGCGAACGACAGUCUCAUUCCACACUGGGCUGGGGUCAUCCUAGCAUCUGGGGCAACAGCACCACAAUAGGCUCCGGCUUCGCCCAAGGCGCCCGAGACAACACCCGACCGCGUGAGAAUAGUACAUAUCUAGGGGCAACUGCAUCUUCGAAUGCUCUUGAAGGCAAGACAGGGUCAGGCUCGCUCGUCCCUUCUUCCGAGUCUGAGAGUUGGACCACCCGCUCUCCAUGGCGGGACAGCACAGCUGCGAGUAAGCCACAUGCUCGAAGCUCCGGCGUGUCGCCAGCGCGGAAGAGGUCGAUUGCCCACGCGCAGCCUGGUCAGCAAUACACCGACCCCUCGUCCGCCUUCUUUCUUCCCAGAUCUGUCAUAGGUCCCAUAACAACAGUGUCAAAACCAGCUCUCGACCCCACGACCGGAAACUUCACCUCUACACGCACUGUUGAUCCUUCGAUCUCCAGCAGCUUUUCCAACUUUGCAUUCUCAGAGCCAACUUCUCAGCGUCCUGAGCCUUCCACUUCCAAUGGGUCCUGGGACAACGCAUCGGUGCAUUCUCCUAACGAUGAUAGGCGAAGUGUAACGGACUUCUACGGCACCACCAGUUCGACGCCUUCGAGAAGUGGCAGCCUUCCACCAUCCCGCCACGGUGACCCCACACAGCUUUCCCAAUCUGGCGAUAAUUUUAGCAGAUACGCUCAUGGUAACCGGCAACAUUCCUCCUUCUCUCACGCCAAUGGUCGCGCCUACCAAGAGCGAAGCGGGUCAAUCCAGAGCGAUGGUCUACAAUUACUCGGUCGCCUUAGCCUGGAGCAAGAGCACGAAACUCCUGGAUCGCACAGGGCCUCCAUCAGUGUGAAUGGCCCUGGGCUCGGUCGGCCUGGCAAUGACUUGGCCUACUCACGCGACAAUUUUGCCGACAUGAAACAGGAUGAAAAUGGAUUCGUGGGUGUCAACAAUUUCGUACCGGAAGGCUUUCCAAAUGGCAUCAAUGAUGCUACUACUGCACAAUAUGGUGCUUUCCGCUUCGACAGUCGUAGCGCCCCCAACGGAACAGCUGCAAAGCAAAGCCCAUUCUAUUCUCACAGUGGCACCCCACCCGCUUUCGAUCAUCUCUACCCUUCCCGCGGUGAGCAGGUGCUCUCGACUGGAAACAACUUUGCCCUUGUAAAUAGCAAAUUGGCGGGAUUCCAGCAGCAACAGGAGCGGCGCAACUUCGCACCCAAUCCUUACCCACAGCAAGGCUUCCACCCUUUGCUCCCCCCACAAAGCCGCCAAUCCUAUGGCUACGCAGUCGCACUUCAGAAUGGCUUUCCGUUGCAUCCCAUGGGACCCAACAUUCAGAUGUCAAUGAUGCCUCAGAUGGUAGCUGUGAUGGAGCCGCCCAAGGCUCCGCGGGAGCAUCAUCAUCACCAGCAGCAGCAGCAGCAGCAGCAGCAGACUGGGGAGUCUUUGAUGAGCAAGUGUCUGUGGGACUAUCGCCAGAGUAGCAAGAGCGGCACUCGCAAGUACGAUUUGAAGGAUAUCUACGACCACGUCGUUGAGUUCAGCGGCGACCAGCAUGGCUCAAGGUUCAUCCAGUCCAAACUCGAAGUCGCCAAUAGCGAUGAGAAGGACCGUGUUUUCCGGGAGCUUCAAGGCGACUCCCUGCAGCUUAUGCAGGAUGUCUUUGGCAACUACGUGAUCCAGAAGUUCUUUGAGCACGGCGACCAGACUCAAAAGCGCAUCCUUGCAAAUCGCAUGAAGGGGCAUGUUUACCAUCUCUCCAUGCAAAUGUAUGGCUGCCGUGUUGUACAGAAGGCCCUUGAGCACAUCCUCACAGACCAACAAGCCUUGCUUGUGAAGGAACUGGAAAAGGAUGUUCUUGCCUGCGUCAAAGACCAGAACGGCAACCAUGUCGUGCAAAAAGCCAUCGAAAGGGUCCCCUUUGAGCAUAUCAAGUUCAUUGUCGAAGCAUUCAAAGGACAAGUCGGGACGCUUUCGGUCAAUGGUUAUGGAUGCCGGGUCAUUCAGCGCAUGCUCGAAUUCGUGCCGGAGCCUGCACGCCGAUUCAUCCUGGUCGAGUUGCGUGCCGAAGGUUCAAAGCUCAUCACCGACCAGUAUGGAAACUACGUUGCCCAACAUGUCAUCGAGCACGGAACAGGUGAAGACAGCCAGGUGUUCAUUGAUCUGGUUACCAACGACAUCCUUCUUUAUUCGAAGCAUAAAUUCGCUAGCAACGUUGUCGAGCGCUGUCUCGUGUGCGGAACUGAUGCUCAACGUCGGGCUAUCUCGCUCCGAGUCACAGCCAAGAAUGAGCGUGGUGAAUGCAACCUGAAAUCGCUCAUCAGAGAUAAUUACGGCAAUUACGUGAUCCAAAAAAUCCUCGAGACUCUGUGCGAAGAAGAUUGGCAUGAAUUUGUCGCCAUCCUAAGGCCCGAGAUGGAGGAAGCCAAGAAAGUCAUCUCAGGGAAGCAAGUUGUCCAGAUCGAGAAGAAACUCCAUCGCUUCGACCGUGUGGACAGUGUUUCAUCCACGACCCCCCAGCUCAGUUCCAUCAGCUCCGUAACUGACGACGUUCCCGUCCUCACCAGCGAGUCCCAGUCUCCUCAAAGCACCACCAUGCCCCCGGACAAUCUUAGCACCAUCGGCGAAUCUCCACACAGCGUCGCCUCGAUUUCGGACAAAGCCCUUCCCACUUCCAGCGUUCAGAUUGUGAACGAUUCUUAGUACAUAUAUACCACAUUUCCACAACCGGGUCCAUUCGUACGCGUAUUAUAUCACCUGUUUCGGUUUUCCCUCUGUUCUACAGCAUCCAUGGAAUAUGACCGGACGGCGUCGGUUGUUUUAGUUCCAUCACUGCCUUUACACGGAUUGGAGCAUGUUCUAUACCACAUACUUAGCCUUUUCCUUUCGACAUUCGAUCUUUCCUCUCUUUUGUUGUUUCAAUUUCGAUGUUUCCUAGUUACCUGCUCUGUUGCCUUUCACCAUUACAUAUUUGACUUUCUUCCCAUUCUUGUACGGCGUCCAUCGUCAUCAUCACCAGGGUUAUUCAUUCUGCGCACAAAAAAUUCGGAGAUAUGACGACAUGUG
Aaosphaeria arxii CBS 175.79 is the source of this 3339-nucleotide messenger RNA. RefSeq names its product ARM repeat-containing protein. Gene Ontology annotation, cellular component: cytoplasm. Bases 172 to 2976 code for a protein of 934 amino acids. The transcript is spliced from 6 exons. The record is from RefSeq and is a predicted model, not a curated record. Gene Ontology annotation, molecular function: mRNA 3'-UTR binding. Gene Ontology annotation, biological process: nuclear-transcribed mRNA catabolic process, deadenylation-dependent decay. NCBI's taxonomy places the organism in Eukaryota, Fungi, Ascomycota, Dothideomycetes, Pleosporales.